AUGUCUUCUCUGGGUGUCCAGUUCUUUACUUCCCGCGCCAGUGGCACUCUGACUCCACUGGUCGCUGUUGACGAGCUUCCAGCUCACGUCUCCAUUCGCGGUGUCCCUCGCACUUUGAACGCGAGCGAGACCCAGGGCAUGACCAGCUGCGGCCUGGCUGUCCAGCGCGCUGAGCCUUGGACAAUUGACGGCCUCUCUACUGCGCUCCCUGUUGUCAAAAACAAAGAGGCACUCGCUGGGCUGAAGGAUCUUUUGACCCAAAUUGUGAAUGACGAGUCUGUCUGUGCCACACUUCGUCUGUCUGUUCAGGCUGUUUUGUACAAAGGUCUUGCUGAGGUCGAGAGUGCUCCCACUCCCACCAGCACCACGAUGUCUCCCCUCGCACCCGCUUUCCAUGCCAACAACGCCCAGCCUGCCAGAAACAACGUCCUUCAUCCCAAGAAGGAAUACUGCUCGUACUGGAUCCGUCACGGCGAAUGUGACUACUCUCAGCAGGGCUGCCUCUACAAGCAUGAGAUGCCCCUUGACUCUGACCUGCUGGACAAGCUAGGCUUGCGUGAUAUUCCCCGCUGGUACCGCGACAAGUUUGGGGUUGAAAGCCUGAUUCACCCUGUCCAGCAGCAACGUGCUACUCCCCGGCUGGCUAUCACUGAGCACCCUCAACCUGCCUCUCCAGCUGUUCAGUACGCUAGCUCUACCAGCCUCGAGCUCCAGAGUUCGGCUCCUCAGGCCAAGCAACGUUCUCCUGCUCGCGGCCCUCAGAACCAUGGUAACAACGGCGGCCCUUCCCACUCCCGUGGAUCUCGCAACCAGGGAUGGAAAGGCCGUCAGGCUAAGGCCAAGAACGUCAACCCGUCUCCCGUCAACAACGAGCCCAAUGCAAGCUUCCAGUCUUCUAAUUACGAGAGCGUCUCCGCUCCUGACAACCACGCUGCCUUCGCUGGAUACGCUGGCUUUGCCCAGGGCCGCGCUUUUGGACCUGCAAUGGCCCCCAUUACCGCCCCGGCUCCUUUUGCCAUGCCCGCUCUUAUCAAUACCAGCACCAAUCUUAUGGACACCGGUAGCUCCCACCGUAUCCCGACUGUGAAUGCCGAUAACCUGACUGUGGAUGCAGACCCCUUCGAGCAUGGAUUCGCUGAGUCCUCUACCACCGUGGACAAGACUCACCUGAAGUCUAAGUCCCGCCGUAUGUAUGAGACCCACAAAUCUAACAACAACUCCUCCAUCGACGGUGGCGUCAAGCUCCCUUCUGACCUGUUCCAUGAAUAUGGCGCGUUCUCUGCUCUUGCCAACUUGGACGAAAAUGCCAACAAGUCGGGCCGCGGUACCGAUGAAUCGUCCAUGAGCAACCAGGCUACCCGAGCUUCUUCCAAGUCUCCUCUGAGUGACAUCGUCUCUGAGAGCGACCCUCUUGAGGAGAAUGACGUUCGCGACGCUUGGGGCCCUGUUGGAAGCCCUGUUAACCAGUCCACUGGUCGUAUCCCCGAUAUUCACCAGCAUCAGCGCACUGCCACCGCCAUCCGCGGAUUCCCUAACACCUUCAACAUCUCACACACCCACUGA
This is a messenger RNA of Penicillium canescens, 1563 nucleotides long. RefSeq lists its product as uncharacterized. The transcript is spliced from 3 exons. The record is from RefSeq and is a predicted model, not a curated record. NCBI's taxonomy places the organism in Eukaryota, Fungi, Ascomycota, Eurotiomycetes, Eurotiales, Aspergillaceae. Bases 1 to 1563 code for a protein of 520 amino acids. Gene Ontology annotation, molecular function: metal ion binding.